AAGUAUAAAGUAACUAACCGUAGAGAGGGAACAGGUGCGCAGUGCCGCCAAAGUAUCUCUGCCCUAAAAAUCAAACAGGGCAGAGAGCGAGGAAGCGUGAGUCGAACAUGGGAACCUCUGCGAACACUGUCGGUGGUGGUCGAAGCGCCGCUGUCCCCAAAGACGUUGACUACGCCCAAUACUUCUGCACCUAUGCUUUCCUCUACCACCAGAAGGAGAUGCUCUCCGAUCGCGUUCGCAUGGACGCUUACUUCAACGCCAUUUUCGAGAACAAGCGCCACUUCGCGGGCAAGACUGUGUUGGAUGUGGGUACUGGAAGUGGCAUUCUUGCUAUAUGGUCAGCACAAGCAGGUGCGAGGAAGGUGUAUGCAGUGGAAGCGACCAAGAUGUCGGAACACGCACGGGCACUCGUCAAAGCGAAUAAUCUUCAGGACAUAGUUGAGGUCAUUGAGGGAUCGAUGGAGGAUGUUACAUUGCCAGAGAAAGUUGACGUGAUCAUCUCAGAGUGGAUGGGUUAUUUUCUUCUGCGUGAAUCUAUGUUUGAUUCAGUUAUACAUGCUCGUGACCACUGGCUCAAACCAACAGGAGUGAUGUAUCCUAGUCAUGCACGCAUGUGGAUGGCACCUAUCAAGACUGGGAUAGGAGAUCACAAAUUUGGUGAUUAUGAGUCGACUAUGGAUGAUUGGCACAACUUCGUUGAUGAAACAAAAGCCUACUAUGGUGUUGAUAUGAGCACUUUAACGAAGCCUUUUGCAGAGGAGCAGAGGAAAUACUAUCUACAGACAUCAUUGUGGAACAACCUUCAUCCAAAUCAAGUCAUUGGAACUGCUGCUAUAAUAAAGGAAAUUGAUUGUUUAACUGCCACACAGACAGACAUAGAGAAAGUUAGAUCAAAUUUUUCUUUGUCAAUAACCAUGGAAAACACAAAGUUGUGUGGAUUCGGAGGGUGGUUUGAUGUACAUUUUCGGGGAAGAAGUGAGGAUCUAGCUGAAAACAUGAUUGAGUUAACUACAGCUCCCAGUGUAGAUUAUGGUACUCAUUGGGGCCAACAGGUUUUUCUCUUGCAUCCUCCUAUGCAUCUGAGUGAAGGUGAUGAUAUAAAGGUUUCUUUUCUAAUGAGUCGCUCAAAGGAAAAUCAUCGUUUGAUGGAGGUUGAACUUGGGUGUGAGAUUCAUCAGCAUUCUGGCAAGUUGCUUGCACCUUUCAAAAGCAAGUACUUCAUUGAGUGACAAUUUGGAUUCUAUAUUCUGGGGACUGCAAGAUACAAGAUGUGGAAUUGUAUGGUUAAUGCCUUGGUUGUUUUUGGACAUCAUUAUGUAGUAAGAGGAAAAAAGCAGUUGCGACCACUUACAACAAUUACGGUUCUUCCAAUUAUAUAUGGUAAUGCCUGUGACUCACAAGGACAUUUAGCAUUUUUCAGUGAUGGUUGGAUAACGCUUGUGCUGGUUAUCUUUACCUGAGUAGUUUCAGGGCAAGCCUCUGGCCCCUUUAUUUUAUAAUGUUUUGCUUAAGUGUGUAUUUGGUUAUUUGUGGGAUUCCUGGUGCUUUUUCUUUUGGCUCUCCAUUCCACAAUAUAUUUUUUUUAUUUUGGUAUUUUUUAUAUAGGAUGAGACAAUAGAGUUGGUGCGAUCUAAUGGAUAUAGAGAUUUCCUUGUUAUGGCCAUUAACGCUUUUGAUAUUA
Molecule: messenger RNA, 1681 nt
Organism: Cajanus cajan (pigeon pea)
Lineage: Eukaryota; Viridiplantae; Streptophyta; Magnoliopsida; Fabales; Fabaceae
Gene: PRMT10
Product: protein arginine methyltransferase 10
Biological process (GO): peptidyl-arginine methylation, to asymmetrical-dimethyl arginine; chromatin remodeling
Cellular component (GO): nucleus
Molecular function (GO): protein-arginine N-methyltransferase activity; histone methyltransferase activity
Source: RefSeq, a predicted model, not a curated record